This is a messenger RNA of Suillus paluster, 556 nucleotides long. RefSeq lists its product as uncharacterized. Lineage: Eukaryota; Fungi; Basidiomycota; Agaricomycetes; Boletales; Suillaceae. The record is from RefSeq and is a predicted model, not a curated record. The transcript has 4 exons. The annotation marks the transcript as partial.
CAUUGCCUCGAGGCUUGCGGUCAAGGCUGUGACCUGUUGUUUUCACCAACGUGGAACCAACCCACUUUCCGUGCACCUUACUAACUUGUACUUCGCUCAGACUGAUACACAACCGUCAACUCUUUACAAUGGGCAAAGGCAAUCAGUCGAGGCGUUCGAAGUCAGUUCCGCCUCCAGAAGCCCCCAGGUCUAGUGGAGCAAUAGCUAGUGAAAGCUCGGGCCGACGCCGUGGAAAAAUCCGUCAGGUUUGGGGGGAAGUCAAGGAUGGCGUGACUAAAAAGAUGUUUAAGCGUUCAAAGGAUUCCCCAAGUGUUCUCCCGAACGCCGAUCUUGAAGGUUCUUCAUCGACUCCGAAUAUCGAGGAUGCCCCUUCUGCUUCUGGUGUGGAACAAGAUGCUGAUCCCCGAUCGGCACUUGGAGAUGCCCAUGAUGCUGCAGAUCAGAUGAAUACACUUUCGGGACCUGCGAGAACUGUGGCGUCCGCAGGCCAAAAUGCAUCAUCAACGCUCUCGAUACUGCAGACACUUUCCAGGACACAUAUAUCAAACCCCUCAGG